AUGAAUACAUUACCGUGUUUACUUCCCGUCUGAACGAGCUGCACACUUCCUCUCCAACCUCUGCAGACCGCGGACCAACAGGCCAAGGGCUAGCUGACAUUCCACCUUCGUUUUUUUCUGACGUGACGUGACCAAAUCUACCAGCGAGGAUGAGCGACAAACCAGACGUUUCUGAGGUGACCUCAUUUGACUCUUCCAAGCUGAAACAUGUGGAGACUGAAGAGAAGAACCCUCUGCCUACAGAAGAUACCAUUAACUUGGAGAAAGCUGCAGAGCGAUCCUCUAAGAUCCUGGAGGGACUGGAUCCAUCCAAGUUGAAGCAUGCAGAGACCAACGUCAAGGGAAUGAAGCCUGAUGCUGAGGACAUGCACCAAGAUAGGGCUGCCCUGACAGCAGCGGCGGUGUCUGGGUUUGACAAAAGCAAACUGAAACAUGCAGAAACUACGGAGAAAAACACUCUCCCAACUAAAGAACAAAUCGCGGAGGAGAAGCAGAACUAAGGCCCCAUCAAAACUACAGGGCUGCAUCCUCCAAGUUUCUAACAUUUUGUAGUCCAGUACUUUUCUACAAUUCCUAGAUUAGGUACAUUAGGUCAAGUUAAUCUUACUAGCUUAUCCUGGAGCGCAUCUCCGAGCAAGGGGAUUGGAAAUUUUCGACUAAUUUUGGUACAGGUGAUUCUGCUUUUUGGUGAUAAAUUUUAAGGCUUUGGACUAACUUCAGGGGUUAACCACUGACUUUUUUUUCUGUUUUCACUGACGUGCUCUUUAGAUCAAUUUUAAGGAUUUUGUUUUUCAAAGCUAAUGAUUCCAGAAAGUUAAAUAUGGCACGUAGGAUAGAUGCUAGAGAAUACUACCAGGUUCUUGACUUGCCAUUCCUAAAAAGGUAACUACAGCAGUUAUGGUUUAACAAGAACAGGAAUAAUUGUUUCCCACUGCGAGAUGAUGUUUUUCUCAGGAUGACAGACUUCACUGGAGUGCAAAAAUGGUUUAUGAGCAAGUCUGUUGAAAGGAGCAAAGUCAUGAAGUUGUGCUGUAUCAUCAUUCUCACUUUGGUGAUGCCAACGAUUUGUUUACCCCUUGUACUCCUGUAACCAUUCCAGCAGAAUUACAGAGGUAGAAUCAUUGUUAGGAGAAUAAUAUAGAGCUUUUGGCUGAGAUUUGCUCAAUUAACAUUCCCUUAAUCAAGAAUGACUUGAAAGACUACUGCUUGUUACAGCAUAAGUUAGACUCUUCACCAAACAGGUAAUCCUUCAUGACUUCAAUGGAGUAAAAAAAAAAUCCACUCAACUUUUGUCUUAGCUUGAGUCUCAGCCUUGUUAGCUCCCGUCCGCUCCCCGCCAACAAGAGCGGAUCUUGGGGAGCGGACGAAAGCUAACAAGGCUGACACUCAGCCUACUACUGUCUGCAACCAUAAGACAAAAAAUCUGCUAAGCAAAGAUUACUGGUAUGAUUAGUGUUACCUUUCUGUUCCUCAAAGGUUUGAAACAGAAUCUAUGGCAAACUAGAGCUGAUGAGCUUUGUUCAGUUUUAUACGAUAACAUUAGAUUGUAAAUGCAGCAUUAUAAAAGCAUUCCAGUAAUCAUGAGACAAGUAGCUGUGCAAGGAUAUGCAAGGUUAAGCUUAUGAGGUAGUGGCAGAACUUUCUUAUGCCUAAAAGGCUUAGCUAGAAAAAAAUGAGUACGCCUUGAGAGCGUCAAUUGCACAGGAAGUAACAGCCAGUUUGACUGGGCAUAGUCUAGAACAUCUUGUAGUAAAUUGGUUAUGACUUGGCAGUGAAAAUCUCUCAAUGGCUGAUCUUGUGAUUAUGAAAUGAUGUUAGAGGCUGCUU
Molecule: messenger RNA, 1827 nt
Organism: Branchiostoma belcheri (Belcher's lancelet)
Lineage: Eukaryota; Metazoa; Chordata; Leptocardii; Amphioxiformes; Branchiostomatidae
Exons: 5
Coding region: 150-500 (116 amino acids)
Biological process (GO): actin filament organization
Cellular component (GO): cytosol
Molecular function (GO): actin monomer binding
Source: RefSeq, a predicted model, not a curated record